AUGCACGAUGCCGCGACAUUGGGGGCGCUGGACAGCACCGCCAAAACGCUGGAUGAGCAAAAAACCAGGCUGCAAGACUUGCGAGAGGAGCCAGCGCGUUUGCUCAAGCACGUGCGCCGCCAAUUGACACGCCGCCUCAACGUGUCUGCCACUACGCCAUUCCGGCAGGAUGGUUUGCUUGAACUCCCCAACCUCAUCGGGCUCGCCAAGCAGCGGCAAGACGCCUAUCAGCAAGAACUGCGCGACAUUGAAGCCGAACGGCAAGAGCUCACGGCAACGCGCCAAACAUGGCUGGAAACAC
Messenger RNA from Ilex paraguariensis (yerba mate), 301 nucleotides. The record is from the annotation of a GenBank genome assembly. NCBI's taxonomy places the organism in Eukaryota, Viridiplantae, Streptophyta, Magnoliopsida, Aquifoliales, Aquifoliaceae.